Molecule: messenger RNA, 1132 nt
Organism: Empidonax traillii (willow flycatcher)
Lineage: Eukaryota; Metazoa; Chordata; Aves; Passeriformes; Tyrannidae
Gene: ARPC3
Product: actin related protein 2/3 complex subunit 3
Exons: 7
Coding region: 138-674 (178 amino acids)
Biological process (GO): regulation of actin filament polymerization; Arp2/3 complex-mediated actin nucleation
Cellular component (GO): Arp2/3 protein complex; cytoskeleton
Molecular function (GO): actin filament binding
Source: RefSeq, a predicted model, not a curated record
CGCUUCCGCGCUCGCACCGCCUCUGCCGCUGCCUCAUUUCCUGCAGCGGGGGCGGAGGGAGCUCUGUGUUCGCUCUCUUGGACGUUCGCCCGCUCCCCUCCCGCCCGGCCCCGCCGAGCCGCCUCCUGCCCUUCGAGAUGCCGGCUUACCACUCCACAUUAAUGGACUCGGACACCAAGCUAGUUGGGAACAUGGCACUGUUACCCAUCAGAAGCCAGUUCAAGGGCCCAGCACCUCGGGAAACUAAGGACACUGAUAUCAUAGACGAAGCCAUCUACUACUUCAAAGCUAAUGUUUUCUUCAAAAAUUACGAAAUUAAGAAUGAGGCUGACAGAACACUGAUCUACGUCACCCUCUACAUUUCUGAGUGCCUGAAGAAGCUGCAAAAGUGUAACUCCAAAGGCCAAGGAGAGAAAGAAAUGUACACACUAGGAAUCACUAACUUCCCAAUCCCUGGGGAGCCUGGCUUUCCACUUAAUGCCAUUUACGCCAAACCUGCCAACAAGCAGGAGGAAGAGGUGAUGAGGGCCUACCUGCAGCAGCUGAGGCAAGAGACCGGCCUUCGCCUCUGCGAAAAAGUGUUUGAUCCUCAAAGUGACAAGCCCAGCAAGUGGUGGAUCUGCUUUGUGAAGAGGCAGUUCAUGAACAAGAGUCUCUCAGGCCCUGGGCAGUGAAGAGGCAAAGUGGCAACAACUUAUAAGUGUUUCCACAGCAAGAUGUUCCCGUCUUUUGCCUUUGUUUUGGAUGCAUUUUGUACCAGGGAAGAACUAACUGCUUAUGAAGAAAAAAGAAAAAACAAAACAAAACAAAACAAACCUGUCAAUGAGAGGGGGAGGGGGAGAGCAAAAAGAUAAGUUGUGUAAGCAAAAAUUAUUAAGCUGGUGCUUAAUAAGUGAUUUUCUACACGCUGCUUCAGAUGCCACCUGCUUUGUUGUUGUGGCUACAGCAUCUGAAACAGCACUGGUAUUUAAGAGAAGAAAUGGGCCUGCUGUGGGGCAAGGGAGCUGUGUCAUUGCUCUGCUGGCUGGAGUCAGUGUCAGUGUCCAGGGCAAAUAGACCUCUCAUGCCGUGUUGUCCAUGAAGUGAUUUUUACACUGUAUUCAUUAAACUUCGCUUGUAAUUAAUGUGGUAA